This is a messenger RNA of Dichomitus squalens LYAD-421 SS1, 4281 nucleotides long. RefSeq lists its product as uncharacterized. The transcript has 4 exons. The record is from RefSeq and is a predicted model, not a curated record. Bases 1 to 4071 code for a protein of 1356 amino acids. NCBI's taxonomy places the organism in Eukaryota, Fungi, Basidiomycota, Agaricomycetes, Polyporales, Polyporaceae.
AUGAGCGUACUCACUUCCCCAGCACAACAGCCAGACUUGGCGGAAAACUGGGACGAAGACUUUGAAUUCAAUCGUGCAUCCACGAUCCCGAAUACCGACGCUCAUGACCCUCGUCCUGAUAGCAGCCCACGCGUCGUGCCCACGGCACCGCGAAACCCGUCCACGCCUCUAUCCAAGGAGAAGGAACAUCCCUUCAAGACCUGGGCUGAACCUGGCCCGUCCACUCCUUUGAAACGUCUACAGCAAACUGAGAACUGGGAUGACGACUUCCAGGACACCGACUCUCCACGGCCCUCCGUUCGUCCAGUGGCACAAUCUCAAGUACCGUCUAACGGCAGCACGUCACGCGACGCAGGGGGGUCUGCAUCACCCGUUGAGAAUUGGGAUGAAGACUUUGAUGACAACGCCCGCAGCGGCGCGUCGCCGCGCCGCAGAACGCCUCGCAAGAGAGGCUCCUGGGGUUCGUCAGACGAGGAGGAAUACGGAUUUGCAGAUCGUGAGGACGAUCGUACGGUGACGACGCGAUCGAGAGGUGUGCCCUUUCACAUCCCUACAGAUAUACCUCCUCCUGUGCCUCCCUUGCCUUCCCCGUUUCCCCGCUCUCCGACCGCGUCAGUCUUCUCCGUACCCGUGUCAUCCACCACUGGGCGUGAGUCGGUGGCAGGCUACUCCUACUCUUCCCAUGCCCAUCUUCCCCUGCGGCCGACAGCCUCGGGCGGGAACUCUGCUGCGGUGGCAGCUCGUCUUGCGUUGUUACCGCCAAGCCCACCAAUCCACCGGGAGCGCAGACGCCUGCGCAAGAAGUCGCGUCCCCCGCCCAACUUUGAGGAGGGGAUCUUCGAGCUCGAGGAUCGUGCGGAGUUUCCAGAGCCACCCCGUCCAGUCACACCCGACAACUCAAAGCGAAGCCGCGAAUUACCCUCCACUUCGCUAGACGAUCCCCCUCCCGACAUCAGUAACACCUCCACCGGGAAGACGCCUCUCCUCUCACGCAUAGGCUCCGUCGGGAAGAAGUGGGGGACAGGGCGCAAGAAGCGUGCAAGCACCGGUCCUUCUGAAGUGAUGCUCAAAGAGCGCAGCGAGCCCCGCGUCCCCCACGAACGCGAGCGCUAUCCAGAGAGCGAAGGAUCCCGCCCGACCAGCUUCAUUGCGUCCAGUUCUCCCGGACAUGGCGGUAGCGGUGCCAAGUCGUGGUUUUUUCGCGGUGGUGGCGGCGGUCAGGGGCCAGGCUCGCCACAGCAAGCCGAAUCACUGAAGCACGAGAGGAGCGUCGAGCGGCUUCUCCAUCUCAUGGGCGUAGAUCGCGAACGUGAGCCGGGCUCGCCGUCGUCGCGCAAGGGGAAGGGUCGCGGUGGGCAUGGAAGGGAGGGGACCGACUCAACCUUACCACAGGACCUGGAGGAGGUUGCGGAUGGGAACGACGUUCCUACUUCGACGCUCCUGUUUGGUGGAACUCCGCGUCGCCCGACAUCCAUGCAGGUGUCUAUCGCGGCCUCGUCCUCGGGAUCGAGCUGGAGCACACGGCCACCUGUUCCUCGACACGUGUCCUAUGGCGACGGGCGACAUAUGCGACCGACUACUCCCAGUAGCCGUGCGAGCUCGAGGCAGCGGUCGGCAUCCGCAAGCGUGGAGGAUGUUCAUCGCGCGAAGAAGAGCUCAACUACUACGCGCGAGACGUUUGAUGGACACUCGAGCGACGCUCAUAGUAACCCCCCUCCGGAGAAACCUGCAGGAGAAGAGAAGGGCAGCCGGCGCUUCAUGGGAGGUAUAAGGCGGAUCAGCCUCGUCGGUGGCAAGCACAAGCGACGAAAGAGUGUCGCUCCGCAGGAAGCGGAGAAACAGCAGCGUCCCGGGACUGCAUCGUCAGCGCAUGACACUGAGACUGCUCAUGACAAUACCACCCCACGUCCCCCAGCGCGCGUCAUCCGCAGCUCACAAGACAUCCCUCUCCUUCCGCCUAUCGAACUUCAGCCUCCGUCGCCACCUCGCAACAAGGGCGAUCGUAAACCUCCUCGAGAUCUCACUGGCAGUCCAACACGGGCGUCCGUUGACCGCACACUUGAGCCAUCGCGUUCGCAUCCCAGUCUUGGCUCCCGCCCAACACAGGUCACUUCUUCAGCCUCCCAGGAAACAACACACUCAGCAGUACCGUCUCCCCUCCCAUCGCCGAGCCGACCGAUGCCGUCUACGUCACCCGUUCAGACUGCGUCGCUUGGUCGAACGGCGCAGUCCCCGAAAGAACGCGAUACACCGAGUAAUGCCAACUUUCUUCGACGGAACUCCUUAGGCGAUCUGAAGAUCCCGGCACGAAUCAGCCAGGCGCAAGUAAGCCUAAAGCGCGACUUGAACAUGGUUCGGGAUUUUGCCGCAAGUGUCGAGCAGCUGAAGCAGCUUCAGGCUACAUACACGACGCUGACCAGUCAGAUCCGUACGCUCAUCCACGAUCCUCAAGAGUCGCAGUCCCGACCUGUGUCUCCAAGCUUCAUACAUCUCCCCAAGCCUUCGACACGGUCCCGAGCGCAAACGAAUCCGACAACUAGCCAUACUCCAAGCCGUGCGCAACUCAAUUCGGCAUUUCUCAACAUCGAAGCGAAGUAUCGACUCUCUUGGGAAUGCGCCGAGCUCCUUAUCGACCUGGGCGGAGGAGGUCCAGAUCAACAGCAAGCAACUUCGCCUCCACCGUCGUCCAGUCAGUCUGCGCCAACCGUUCCGACCGUCCGGGAUGGUCGCAAGAGUCGCGAGCGCGCUAUUACACUUGCAGGGGACGAGCAGAAACCCACCAUCAAUCCAUCAGCUCCCGGGAGUGUUUCCCCUCCUCUGGCAAGCCCGCCUCCAGCCCAAUGGCGUGCGUCGACAGGACGACAUGAUCUCAGUCAGCGACAGCUCAUGCUACUACGCGAGAUGUUGAAUAAUUCCGACCCAUCUGCUACGAUGUCCUUGGAACCAGGUAUACCGGAAGAGGUGAUCAAUCGCAAUUGGCGUUGGGGCGAUGCCAUGAACAGCACUGUCACGCUCCCGAGCGAAGAGUCGGUGCCUUCCGGAGCUCAACCUUCGCCCACCAAGAAGCGGAGGACGAGCCGUCUCGGGAUGCGGGGCUUGCGCGAUAUGCUCAAGUCGCUGAAGAAGAGCUACGCUGAUCAGACUCAGCCACCUGUUCUUCCCCGCAUUCCUCCGUCAUCGUCGUCUGUAUCCGCCAGUACGGAUUCGUCUUUGAAUCUCCCACGUCCCGACUCCGUAGCUUCUCGUCGCCGUGACGUUCAUCCCAACUCUCCAUACAGCACAGCCCCCGCCCUCUCCCACAAGUCGUCCCCUCGCCGCCCAUCUCUUGCGUCCAUUUUCCGCUUGGGUCAGAAGUCUAAGGCUGCCGCCGGCCCCCGCGAGCUCGUAGACGAUUUGUCGAAUCAAACCGGGCUCCCCAGUAGCAGUUCUGGUUUGGCGAGCCGCAGUGGUACCAGCCUCGGUGACGAGGAAGACUGGCAUCGUGUUGAGUCUGCAUCUGAUCUGGAGCACGCCGCGCGGGCUCUUGGACUGUCGUCUGAUAGUACGGCAACUGUUCGAGGCAAGAAGGGCAAAUCUCCCUAUCUCUUCCAACGCACAGUAGACCCCAAUGGCACUCACCGCCUUCCUGACCGCUCGCAGUCGUCACUGUGGAGUCUUGGUGGCGAGUCGCCCCAGAAACCUUCCGCAAUACCACCCUCAGUGUUGCAGUCAUACACACGGUCGAUCAAACUCUCUGACGUUCGAGAGGUUGAUUCCGAUGUGGGAGAAGGAGCACACCUCCCCAGGUCGGCAUCACGUAGCAAGAAUCGACAGUCUGCUCCUAGUCCCAGUCCUCGACGUCCUCCUUCGCGUGGGCGUAUACCUCCGACCGGAUCUGUUCGCUCGGCGCCCCCACAGCCGUGGGUGGAUCCUAGCCCAAAUCGCAGCUCCGGCCCGCUCCCAGACAUCAAGCUCGCGAUGGCUCCGGAGAACAUCAAGCCGUUGUUAGAGAACGCGCGCGAAGUGCAUACGCGAUGCGCUGAUUGUAUCACGGAGCUGGAGGCGUUGCUGGACACGAACAUCCCUAGGUAAAGGUUCCAGUAUUAUAAUUGCUAACGUAUAGUCUCAGAUAUGAGUGUUGAUGCUCCGCAUACCUUGUUCUUCAUGUUUUCACGAAUUGCUUUCGUAUACGCUAUUACGUCGUCUAUCACGUCUCGUCAUGUAUCUCAUGGCCUAUUUUACGAAUACAUCUUCCUUGUGUGACAAUGGUAUCAGCCUACAGUACCUCGCUGAUAUACAUUG